AUUGAAACAACGUUGCAUGUAGCUACAAUGUUUCGCUUGUAAAAAAAAACUUAACUCCAAAUUUGUCAUGUUUUUAAUUGCAUUUACUGCAAACUUUUCCACAUUAUGGUGGUCAAAUCUCAAUCUCCAACUCCAUAAAUUGUUGUUUCUCUCUCUUUUCAUUCUUCAUCUCCAAUUCUGAAUCUCUCUUCCACCAUCUUCACUCUUUCACAAUUUCCCAAUGGGUGGUGUCGUUGAAUAUGAAGAAUCAGCCACUCAACCACCGAAAACCACAAAAACUUCAUCACUUGUCCGAUACAAUUCGCCUCUUUCACAAAUCAUCCUUAUUGGAUUGGUUUGUUUUUGUUGUCCAGGCAUGUUCAAUGCUCUUUCAGGAAUGGGUGGUGGUGGUCAAGUCAAUGCAACAGCUUCUAACAACGCCUUAACCGCACUUUACACAAGCUUCACAAUUUUCGGAAUCCUAGGUGGUGGCAUCUACAACAUCCUCGGACCCCACUUAACUCUUUUCGCAGGUUGUUCCUCCUAUGUCCUUUACACCGGUUCAUUCCUCUACUACAAUCAUAAACAACAUCAAGCUUUUGCUGUAGUUUCCGGCGCUGUUCUCGGCAUCGGAGCUGGACUAUUAUGGUCUGCCCAAGGUGCUAUUAUGACAUCUUAUCCACCCAUGAAUCGUAAAGGAACUUACAUUUCAAUUUUCUGGAGUAUUUUCAAUAUGGGUGGGGUUAUUGGUGGUUUAAUUCCUUUUAUUCUUAAUUACAAUCGUGGUGAUCAAGCUGCUACGGUUAACGAUGGCACUUAUAUUGGUUUUAUGGCUUUUAUGUCACUAGGGACUGUUUUGUCUCUGACAAUUUUACCAGCCAGUAAAGUUGUUCGUGAUGAUGGAACAAAGUGUACAAAUAUGUUGUACUCAAAUGUUGCAACCGAGUGUGUGGAGAUUCUCAAACUGUUCUACAAUUGGAGGAUGCUUCUUAUAAUUCCUGCUGCUUGGUCUAGUAAUUUUUUUUACACAUAUCAAUUUAAUCAUGUUAAUAAGACACAGUUUAGUUUGAGAACAAGAGGGUUGAACAAUGUGUUUUAUUGGGGAGCACAAAUGAUAGGGUCAAUUGGGAUUGGUUACACAAUGGAUUUCAGUUUCAAGAGUAGAAAGAAAAGAGGGAUUGUGGGAAUUAGUGUGGUUGCUGUUCUUGGAUCUAUUAUAUGGGGUGGUGCAUUGGCUAAUCAGAUUAAACAUAAACAUGGCAAGGUCUUGGAUUUUAAGGAGUCUGGUUCUGAUUUUGCUGGUCCUUUUGUUUUGUAUUUUUCUUUUGGGUUGUUGGAUGCUAUGUUUCAGAGUAUGGUUUAUUGGUCCAUUGGAGCAUUAGCUAAUGACUCUGAAGUUCUUAGCAGGUAUACAGGGUUCUAUAAAGGGAUACAGAGUGCGGGGGCUGCAGUUGCAUGGCAAAUUGAUAACCACAAUGUAUCUCCAAUGACACAGUUGAUUGUGAAUUGGGUGCUCACUACACUAAGCUAUCCGUUAUUGUUGGUUUUAAUGAUUUUGGUUGUGAAAGAGGACAAUAACGAUGAAGAGAAAUGAUAAUAGUCUGUAAUAUAAUGUUUUUAGCAGUAUUUAGAGUCAUUCUAACAGGUUUUUAACUGUUUUAGUUGAGUUUGUGUAAAUAAUAUAAUGCAUGAGUAUGGAAUAACUAUUAGGCAUACAAGACCUUUAAACA
This is a messenger RNA of Medicago truncatula (barrel medic), 1709 nucleotides long. Its product is annotated as UNC93-like protein 1. The transcript has 2 exons. Bases 221 to 1573 code for a protein of 450 amino acids. The record is from RefSeq and is a predicted model, not a curated record. NCBI's taxonomy places the organism in Eukaryota, Viridiplantae, Streptophyta, Magnoliopsida, Fabales, Fabaceae.